Messenger RNA from Lactuca sativa (garden lettuce), 1289 nucleotides. RefSeq names its product homocysteine S-methyltransferase 2. Gene Ontology annotation, molecular function: S-adenosylmethionine-homocysteine S-methyltransferase activity; zinc ion binding. Gene Ontology annotation, biological process: S-methylmethionine cycle. The record is from RefSeq and is a predicted model, not a curated record. NCBI's taxonomy places the organism in Eukaryota, Viridiplantae, Streptophyta, Magnoliopsida, Asterales, Asteraceae.
UUGCCUUACUGGCCCAUAUGAUCAUCGUACAAUUUUCACCGCCGAACGCCGGAGAAAAAGUUUGCGCGUCAUUAAUACGGAGGCGAAUUUUUGUUAUUGUAAUAAAGGCAAUGGGCGACGUCGCCCUAGAUACAUUGAUGUCCGAUUUCCUCCAAAAGUCCGGCGGCGUUGCCGUAAUUGAUGGAGGACUCGCGACGGAGCUUGAACGAUAUGGUGCCGACCUUAACGAUCCACUCUGGAGCGCAAAGUGUCUCCUGACAUCUACUCAUCUUAUUCGUCAGGUACACCUUGAUUAUCUUGAAGCUGGUGCAGAUAUAAUAAUAACAGCAUCUUAUCAGGCAACAAUUCAGGGGUUUGAGGCAAAAGGCUAUUCUCCAGAAGAUGGUGAAUCCAUGCUGAGAAAAAGUGUAGAAAUUGCACAUGAAGCAAGGGAUAUAUACUAUGAGAGAUGUCUUGAAUCUUCUAGUGAUUGUGAUUGUAGUAAUGAUGGUAGAGUUCUCAAGCAUCGUCCUAUCUUAGUGGCUGCAUCUGUAGGGAGUUAUGGGGCAUAUCUGGCUGAUGGUUCUGAAUACAGUGGGGACUAUGGUGAUGCAAUGGAUUUGGAAUUCUUGAAGGGUUUUCACCGGAGAAGAGUUCAGGUUUUAGCUGAAUCUGGUGCUGAUCUGAUUGCAUUUGAAGCUGUUCCAAAUAAGCUCGAAGCACAGGCUUUUGCUGAGCUUCUAGAAGAAGGCAUUAUACGUAUUCCUGCAUGGUUUGCCUUUAAUUCCAAAGAUGGUGUAAAUGUGGUGAGUGGUGAUUCCAUGGCUGAAUGUGCUGCAAUAGCUGAUUCCUGCAAUAAAGUUGUUGCUGUUGGAAUCAACUGCACCCCUCCUACAUUUAUCACUGCUCUAAUUUCAACAAUAAAAAAGGCAACAACGAAACCGAUACUUAUAUAUCCCAACAGCGGUGAAACUUAUGAUGCUCAACGAAAGCAGUGGGUGAAAAAUAGUGGAGUUCCAGAUGAAGAUUUUGUUUCAUACGUGAACACAUGGUGUGAGAUGGGGGCAUCACUGAUUGGAGGUUGCUGCAGAACUACACCCGACACCAUUAGAACCAUUUAUAGGGCUCUUCCCACCAGAUCCGGAUCUUCAAACUGAAAUUUAUAUACAUAUAAUUAAUGAUCAAAACCACAUAUUAACGGGUUCUUAGUCUUUCUUCUGUUUUAUAGAAUGCACCAAUUUUAAAAUUACUAUAACUUACAUGUUAUGUUUGAAUGGAUCAAGUAACUCUAAAUUGAUUUCUGUUGACAA